Molecule: messenger RNA, 8497 nt
Organism: Panthera uncia (snow leopard)
Lineage: Eukaryota; Metazoa; Chordata; Mammalia; Carnivora; Felidae
Product: cysteine and histidine-rich protein 1
Exons: 4
Coding region: 7306-8130 (274 amino acids)
Cellular component (GO): nucleus
Molecular function (GO): zinc ion binding
Source: RefSeq, a predicted model, not a curated record
GAGCCUGCUCCCCUCAUUCUUGAGCUCCCUGGGCUUGGGGAGACCCUGGUCUUUCCUCUUCACUCAACAGCUCUUUCUCUAUUCUUUUAGUAGCCACACCCCCGAAACCUGCCUUCAAGCUCUUGUCGUGUACCUUCUACCUCUUUAUUGAAAGAACUCUCUUUGCCUUUCAUUUUGGAAGAGAAUUGAAAGGAGUGGAUCACCUCUUUUCCCUUCCCCUCAUUUCUUCCUCUGGGUGAACUACCUGCAUCAAACCCCACAGUCUGGGUCCCUCCUCUCUUCCCAGGCUGACCUUAUGCUUUCUGUAUAUGCUAUGCCUUAAGUUAGAUUCCCACCCCUUUCUACUUUACCCACACCAGGCCUGGCUUCUCAGGCUACCAGCACUCCAGGAGGUGUGUCCACCCUCCUUUUACCAUCUGAGAAUCCAGAAUGUUGGCUGGACUCCAUCCUUAACCAGACACAGCCAUCAGAGAGGGGACUUGGCCCAGGUGGAUCUUACAUGGGCGUCACAGAGCAGCAGGGGCCACACCUUGGCCCUAGAAUUAGUUUACAGUGUGCUCUCUUCUUUGUCCACCUGUCUCUCUCCCCACCCCCACCCCUCUGAUAGGCUUCCUCCCAGAAUCCUUUUGAGGAAUGGAACAGGUUCUCGGUCACCUUUCUUUGCACUUACAGGACUGGUGAUGGCUGAUGGGGCUUUGUUCUGUUACUCAAACAGGGGGCCAUGGGCAAGAGGGCCGUUUUUGUAGUAAGCAGUACCGGGCUAAUCUGGGUUGCCAUCUCCCCCGCCUCUAGAUCUCCAAAUCCUUUCCUGCUUUGGCAUGACGUAGCUUAGGAGGACCCUGGUGUACCCAGGUGACAGAGGAAAGAGAAGGCAUUGGCAGGGAAGUGGGUUGAGUUCUUUGGGAUGAGGGCACUGGCUCUCUGCCUAACCUCCUGGCCAGAGGCCCUAGUUCAGGAAUACCACAGGCCUUCUGACCCAAUUGGAGGAGCACUUCCCAUGGACCCUCAGCCUUGGAGGGACCCUUCAGGAAUUGUUCCCUCUCCAGCCCAUUUUCUCCUUGCCCGUGACCUUUUGAUCCUCUCAGGUGGAAGAAGUCUUCCUUUCUUGGGUCUUAAAUGAGAGCCCAAAAAAGCCAAGCCAAUGAUGGGUUGUGGGGGAGGGUCCCAGGGGAAUUUGGGGUUCUCCCCCCAUCCUGUGAGUGGGCUAGACCUGGCCCUGGCACGAUGACAGGCCACAUGGUGCUGCUUCCUGGUCCACUCAGCACAGAGAGCCAAAGCUCUGCCUCUGGCCAGAGCUACCGGUGAUGGGGCCUCUGAGCCUGGCUGGUUCAAACCGGCCUGCAGUGUGCUGGGAGCUGAGCUCCGUCCUGGGCAGACUGGAGGCAGGCAGCUAAACAGCUGUGAUGAUGGAGAGAGUAGAGGAGCUGAGAUAGCCCUGACCUGUGGCCUUCCCAUGACCUAGUGGGCUCUGCUCAGCAGCUUCCCUGGAAACAGGCCUGCUGAGCAAGGAGAGACCAUGACGCUGAACUGUAGGCUUUAGCACCGGCCCCUGCCCUACCUCCAUUCUUCCAAAGUGACAGCUGGGCCUUGAUAGGGAGUUGUUUCUCUCUCAUCUCUGGAUGCCUACAGAAAGCUCUAGAACAUGUGAUCAGUGGUAGAGCCCUUGGCUCUAGAAGGGUUGACUAGAGUCCUGCCACGGAUCGGAACAUGCUUUGGUUGCUGGAAGCCAUGCCGUGGGUGGGGGCAUGCCUGGCAUGGAUGCAUAGCAGUGCCCACGAGGGGCCUGAGGGAUGAGCUGGAGGAAGGAGGGAAGGCUUCUUGGUGGCUCCCCGCUGCAUGUGACCUGGAUGGGGACAUUGAGGGUAGGGGUGGGGACGAGCCUGGAUGCAUCUGAGCUGGGUUUUCUCCCAGGAGGAUCUGGUCAUAAAUGGCGUAGGCCCUAUACAUGCUGUCUCCUAACCUUCUUCAUGUCCCUGGUUGGGUCCCACUACUGACCAUUAUCUCUUGGCCUGGGCUCAGCCGCUCCAUUUCUGGGGGUCUUCUUUGGUAUGUCAUGUUGACUGUCCUUUUUUUGGUGGGCUGGUCUCAGGCAUGUGACGUGUUCCAUUCUCUGUUCCUACCAGCAACGUUUCUCCUGACUCCACCAGGACACACAGCUUGGAGCAGGCACCAGCCACGCUGUGCGUCUGGGGACUGUCUCAGAUGGUGCCCAGCUCUGGGGUGAGGAGAAUUACCAGUGGCCAUGGUGAGCCCAGUGCACUGUGCCUGGCUGGGUCUGCAGGGGACAAUUCCAUGGGCCUCUGGAGUUGGCUGAGUGCGUGGCAACUUGAGAGUGCUGUGGCCACCAGCCCCCACAUCCAUGCCACCAGGGGAGCCUUGGUGGUGGCAAGAGCUCACCCGGAGCAGACUUCUCCGGCUGUUGUGGAGCCUGAGCCCCUGGCUUCACACAGCUGGCUCUCCCACACAUCUAGCACAUCAAACCACACACCUGGGCUGGGAAACCUGCUUUCGUAUAAGAGCAAGGCAGUCAUGCAAAUGGUUUUCACCAUGGCCUACUUUAAGGUAGGUCAGGUCAGAUCAAGGACAGAGUAGGUUCAGCAGAUGCUGGCUUUGAUGUUCUUUGUGUGGGUGUUGGGUGUGUCCUUGGUGACUGGCCUGACAUCUCCAGAGUCCUGGGCAGCACCCAGGUGGGGGCAGGAGGACUGGAGUUGCAACAGGGACACUCAUGCAGGAGUGCGCAACAGGCACCUGCUGUAGAUACAGAACUGUGGUGCUAGGGUGAUGUGACCCGGCCCCCUCGGCAUAUGGGAGCACCUCCUCUGGGGGAGACAAAGGCAGCCUUUCUGGUGACUGGAGCAUUGAAGAUGCAACCUUAUCCUGAUCUCCUUCCCAGGCUGUCCCCCAACCCUACACACAAGGCCCAGUGUGUCCUCUGUGUGACACACCUGGUGUGACCCUGCAGACAUCGCCGAGGCCCUCAGCUGUGGUCCAGCAUCUGGAGGGAGGGGCCACAAGGUCUCCCAACCCCUCGCUGGGCUCUCUGCCAGAAAAAGUUCCCUGUGACCUCCAUCAGGGUGAAGGAGUAGGCAGGGGGGUCUUUCACAGGGCGUGGCCCCAACUGGCUUUCUGACCCACCACUCCUAGCCUCAGACCUUGGCCUGCCAGCAACACACCUCACCAUUCCAGCAUUUUGCUCCUGUGCCCCUUCCGCCUGCAUGCCCCGUCCCCACUCCUACUUCUCUUCUGGGGCCCUACAGAGGCCGUGACCCUGUUCUGUAGCCAUUGUCUCUCCCUGCUACAGGAUGCUUGUCCUUGCUUCACGGGUCGCUUGCCAGUUUCUGCCCUGUGGGAGCACAGGGGAUGUCUUGCUGUGCCUCUCGCCCCCAGGCCUCUGGUCCCCACCAGGACCUGCCUCAUGCCCUGGCGCAAGGGGACUGGAUACUUGAUUGGCAGUCACGUUGGUAAAAAAAAAAAAAAAAAAAAAAAAAAACCUAGGAAACGGGGGUGGGUCCACCUCUGUCCAGGCUCCAGCCAGUGUGCUCACAGGCCUUGGGGGGCAUCCCGUCACUGUCAGCAUGCCUGAUGCUGCAGGCUCUAUUCUAAAUGAUGUUUAAGGAAUCCCCUGCAGGGCUGCCUGCCCACCUGGCCUGGGAUUCUCUUCUCUAGCUCCUGGCUCUCGCCUUGAGGUGAGAAAGGUAGCAGAAAAGAGCUACAGAAAUGUAUCUGCCUAGGUAUCUAAAACAAGAGCAUAGAAAGGGCAAAGUUUCUGGACUCUGGCCGCAUGAGAAGUUUUAUUUUUUCGUGGUGGUGGUUUGUCACUUGAGUUGCCUUUUGAUCCAGGGCGUAUCCACAUUCUGAGCAAGAGCCUCAGUCCUGACUCGGGUUAGCAUGAUGACAGGAGCCCAAGGUCCGGGGCUUAAAACCGGAAAUGUGGCGGAGAGCUAAGAGUCCUGGCUUUACCUAAAACCCCUUUGUUCCUUGGACACAGUGAGGUCCCUCUUAGGCCACCUGAGUUAAGAGAUUGAGGAGACUUCAGGCCAAACAUGGGGGGUGUGGGGUGCCCUGCAGCCCUGAUGGGCAUGAUGAAGGGGGGCCUGCAGCUGGGCUAAGGAGCAGUUUUGCGGUUAGUGCCCUCAGCUAUGCUUUUGGUGGUGAGCUGCUCUCACGGGCCUAGGAUUUGAGGGGACGAUGUAUGCCAGGCUUGAAAGAGGGCCUGAAAGGCCGACUGACCAAGGCUUGGUUUCCAGAAGACAGGGUGGGGUGGCUGGGUGUUUUCUAAGACCCUCUCAUAGCCCAAGGCCUGGGGUCAGGGCUCCCCACUCAUGAGUCUGGAAGGUACAUUCAGCUCCUCCUUAGCCCAGGGGGAAGCUGACCUGGGUGCCUGUAAGCUGCCUGUGCCCAGGUAGAGAGAGGGAGGGACUGCUGGGUGAUGUCCUGCAGGGACAGGUACAAAUGCCCAUUCCUGGGCCAUUUGCGGAGCGCUUUGGAGGGGAUUGCUGUGGCUUGGAUGCGGCUGGGGACUUCAGGGGUGAGGGAGGGGCUUUUGCUGAAAUUGCACACCUGUGCCAGGAGUCCCUUCUGAGGCUCUGCAGGUGGUGGCCAUGUGACUGGCCGGCCAGGCUCUGCUCUGUGAUGGCCAUGGUGAGUGUUUAUUCUGUGCCUGUCAUGUGUUGGGGGCCAAGCCAUGCUGUUGUACGUGUUGUCUCACCCCACAUGAUGAAGUGAGUCGGUCUUUGUCAUUCUUUGUGCCUAAGUAGAGUGAGGCCCAGAGAGGGAAGCAACAAGCCAGGGUUAUGCUGCUGGUGACCUAUAGGCUAGAGUCUAAGCCACCAUCUGUCCUGGGAGGCUCUGUAAUGUUCUGAGUUGGGAGGCCCUUCUUCCUGCCCCUCCUCCCAUCAGGAUCUUACCGGCAGCCCGGGUGGGCGCUUCAGGAGCUGCUUAUUGGGGUACCCAGGCUCUUGGGAGCUUGGCUCUAGCAUGUGGAGUGGGACAUUCUGGCCUGUUCUGGCUGGGGCUGUCCAUCAAAGGCUUGGCGGGCAGCUGAUACUGUGCAAAGCCCUUUGGGACUCAGCUUCUGGCUGGGCAAAUCAGGGUAGGUGCAGUCCAGCCUAGCCACUGAGGAGGCUGGGUCUACAUUAGCAUGUGGCCAGGCCUGCAUGUGGAGUCAGGGUCUUGCUUGGGAGGACAGUGAGGGCCUGGAUAGCAGGGAGGGCUCUGGAGCCUGGUGACUGCCCUGCUGUGGACAGAUCUCCUGGGCUGGGUGUCAGCUGGACCCAGGCCAGCCACCUUGUUUCCACCCAGGAGCAUCCCGUGGGUACCUGGUGAGGCACUGGCUGUGUGUGGGUAUCAGCUUGUCUCUUGGACGGGCUGCAGCAUCUUGCUGGCUCACUGUCUUCCAGCUCUCACCUGAGCUGUUGGGAUCUACGGGGCAGGGGCCCUACCUUCCCCCAAGGAGGGCAAGUUUCAGUGCUUCUUUGUAGAGUCCUAUCACCUAAACCCGUGUUGGGUCUAGAGGCUCCAGGAGGAGGAGGAGGGGUGGGAGCUGGCGUGAGAGCUUGGAUGUUCCUGCAGCCCCCGAACUCUAAGGAGGGGCCUAUUGGGAGGGGUAUGCAGGCCACCUCUCUCUGCCUCAGAAUAGCGGGGUUUCAGGGCAGUGCCGGGAGGUGAGCAGUCACACACGUGGUAACCUUGGUGUUCCUCAGGUCUUAGGAUGCCAUCCAAGCCUCUCACCCUCAGGUCCACACACCCCCAGCUGGGCCACCCUGAAAUAGAAGAGAUGCCAGGUGGGUGUUGUCGCUGUUCCACUCAGGCCAGUGGUGACUGCAGAGCUGAGCCUUGCCCAGGCAACCUCUCACCAGGAAGCAUCGAGAACUAGAGUGCAUAUGGAGUGGUGUGGGGCCCCGGGCCCUGGGGUGGGGGGGCAGGGUCUCAUAGUGUGCAUCUGGCCAGGCUUCCUCAUUGAGGGUGCCGGGCACUGGUCAUGGCUUCACUGAAUGUGGUUCUCUGUGGUUUGGCCUCCCUUCCAGGGGGCGGCCUGAAGUCUCCCCCUCCUGUGAGUUAGUAGUUAGAUCGCAUGUUCAGCUUCCCUGUGUCUUCUGCGCACCCCAGCAAUCUUCUCUCUGGGGCUCGGGUUUGGCAAACCCAGGCCUCUGUCGGGCUCAGGCCCGCGGUGGGGGCUGUGAUUAAAGGUAUGCCCCAGGCCCUUGGUCUCUGUGCCUCCUACAGGGUGGCAGGGGCCUAUGGCAUCUGUGUCCCCCUCCUCUCCAGUCACCGCAUCUCUGGCUUCUCCACUGACCUCUGGGGGUGGACAGGGUAGACUGCCUUUCCAGCCUAUUCCUCCUGUGAGCAGGCCUCAGCCCUUCCCAACUACUUGUCGGAUCCCUUGGGUAAUUGGCAAGGUGCUGGCUGAAUGUGGGUAUUGGCUUGUCCCUUGGCUGGGCCAGCAGCACUCUGCAGCUAGCCUGUGUGUCCAGUGCUGGCACAGGCCCACCCCCGUCAGACCCUUUUCCUCCAAACCUGAGCCCAGCCAGCGCCUCCUCCACAUCUUGCACAUUUUAAUUUUUGACCUGACUUAGAAAUUGAGAUUUCAGUGCAGAUAAUCUGUGGGGCGUUUGUGUGGACGCGGAUUCAACGUGUGAGGCCUUUGUCCCCAACCAGCCUACCCCCACCGGUCCUCAGCACGUAAGUCCCACCACUCACUAGACCCCAGGCCUGGCAUAUGGGUGCCAAGAGCUCACAGCCUACCCUAGCUCCCCAGCUCUGGGUGCACAGACCCCUGAACUGGUGGGAUGGCAGUGGGUGUUUACUGAGGGCCCCGUGUGUGUGGAUGUGGCCAGGCCGUUACUGCACUGCACCCCCCUCCAGAAGGGUCCCGGACCUCAAGGGAAGCUUGUGGCCCAGUGGCUUUCUGGAGGUUUGCCACAGCUGGUGAGCCCAGGCUAGCUGCUGGCGAGACCUCUGAUGGCGCUGUCUGCCCCUUUACCCCCGGCUGGCUGUGGGAGAGUCUCCAAGUGGAAAUCCAGCCACCCUUGGCAGAACCCCCACGUGUCCCCUCAAUGUUCCCUGACCUCUGCUCCUCCCCAUCUGCCGCUGCCGCAGGUUUUUACUAGUCAGGAUCAGGUCUAAGGAAGGUGUGUCUGCCCUCAGGGGACGCUCAGCUCAAGGCUUUGCUCUUGUGUCUCUUGGUUUCUCUGUGGGCCUCUCCUGCCCUUCUUACUAGGAGCCCCUGGAGGGCCAACCCCACAGCCUGUGUAUCUCUCUCGACGGCGCCAAGUGAGCACUCAGGAGUGUACUAACGGUCACUUGAUGUGCGCUGGCUGUUUUAUCCACCUACUAGCAGAUGCCCGGCUGAAGGAGGAGCAGGCCACGUGCCCUAACUGUCGUUGUGAGAUCAGUAAGAGCCUCUGCUGCCGCAACCUGGCUGUGGAGAAAGCCGUGAGCGAGCUGCCCUCCGAGUGUGGCUUCUGCCUGCGCCAGUUUCCCCGCUCCCUCCUGGAGAGGCACCAGAAAGAGGAGUGCCAGGACAGGGUGACCCAGUGCAAAUAUAAGCGCAUCGGCUGCCCGUGGCAUGGCCCCUUCCACGAGCUGACGGUGCAUGAGGCUGCGUGCGCCCACCCAACCAAGACGGGCAACGAGCUGAUGGAGAUCCUAGACGAGAUGGACCAGAGCCACCGCAAGGAGAUGCAGCUCUACAACAGCAUCUUCAGCCUGCUCAGCUUUGAGAAGAUCGGUUACACAGAGGUCCAGUUUCGGCCAUACCGCACAGAUGACUUCAUCACGCGCCUGUACUACGAGACGCCAAGGUUCACGGUGCUGAACCAGACGUGGGUCCUGAAGGCACGCGUGAACGACUCGGAGCGGAACCCCAACCUGUCAUGCAAGCGCACACUCUCCUUCCAGCUCCUCCUCAAGAGCAAGGUCACGGCGCCCCUGGAGUGCUCCUUCCUGCUGCUCAAGGGCCCGUACGAUGAUGUAAAGAUCAGCCCCGUCAUCUACCACUUUGUCUUCACCAACGAGAGCAACGAGACGGACUACGUGCCACUGCCCAUCGUCGACUCUGUGGAGUGCAACAAGCUGCUAGCCGCCAAGAACAUCAACCUGCGGCUCUUCCUGUUCCAGAUACAGAAGUAGGCGGCGCCGCGCUGCCCGCGCCUGCCCCGCAGCGGCCUCGCCGUGCCGUCUGACCGUUUUAGCAGAGGAGAAGGAACAGAUGCAAACAUUGGGAAGGUCUGCAUGCGUGUGCGAAGGUGUGAGUGCUCUCACCUCGCCCUCCGCCCCGCCUCCCCUGUCCCAGGCACCGGAGGCUGGGCCACCUGCAGAGGAGACGGUGGCUCAGGGACACGAUGGGGCUAAGCCCGUGGCCAUGCCCUGGCCCCCAUGGCGCAGUGAGGCGCACCGUCUGCUCUGGGCUGCGCCCGGCCCCUGGGCCGGGCUCAGGGAGCACGCUGACUUCAGACGGCAUAUUUGAUUGCAAUUAAAAAGGCACCCUUGUUUCCUA